Paracoccidioides brasiliensis Pb18 is the source of this 2289-nucleotide messenger RNA. RefSeq lists its product as uncharacterized. Gene Ontology annotation, molecular function: protein binding. Gene Ontology annotation, cellular component: anaphase-promoting complex. Gene Ontology annotation, biological process: protein K11-linked ubiquitination; positive regulation of mitotic metaphase/anaphase transition; anaphase-promoting complex-dependent catabolic process. Bases 1 to 2289 code for a protein of 762 amino acids. The transcript has 7 exons. The record is from RefSeq and is a predicted model, not a curated record.
AUGGGACGAUAUCUCACCCCCUCCAAAAUAGCCCUCCUUGCUCUCGUCUCCGUCUACACAGAAGGCGCAGUCCCCAACUCCGCCAUUGUCCCUGUCCUCUCGUUUCUCAUCUCCCAUCUCCUUCCCCUCAGACCCUCAGCUCUCACCACUUCCCAAGACAAAAGACAUGCCAUACCCAUUCAGGACUUUGAAGCAGCCACAUUACACCUAGCUUCUUCAAUCCCCGGUAGAACUGUCUGGGAUCUCUUGCUGAAGAAACUAUGGCAUCUUAACUGCUCCGAUGAGCUCGACGACUUCUUCAGUUGCAUAUCAGAGAUGCUGAUGAAGACGCGCGAAGAGCAGAUCUAUAAUCGAGAUAAUGGCAUUGCUCCCAAGACAGGUCGUAUGCUGCUCUCCCGCUCCUCGCCGCUGGGUGCCUUUGUUCGACGCGCCCAGCUCGAGUACUCCCGUCUACAAUUCCACGAUGCCAUGGCGCUGUGGAGGGGCUUUAUCAAAUAUCGGCUACCAACGUACCAGCUGUGGGCGAAGAGGAAUCCGCUGGAUAGCCAGAUGGCGGUGGACAUUAAUUUGGUCGAGCUGGGCUUGGAUUUGACGAGUCCGCUGGCCAAGGUUGUGUACGGUGAGUUGGAGGAAGGGAAGGAUGUGGAGGUCGGGAUGAGUACGAGGGAUAUUGAGCGGUUGUUGGAUUUCCAGGUCGGGGAGAUGCAGAGCAUCGGGUGCAGGAUUACAGAAGAGAUGAAGUCGCGUCUAGAACAGAUGAUCGCAUCCGGCGUGUCUAUGCCAAGCUCGCAACAUUAUAUAAAAUUCCUCGAUUCUUGGAGAGCAGGAGAUUAUUCCUCCUCGUUCGACCAUCUACAUCGCUACUUUGACUACACAAUGCAAAAUCGUGACAGAACAUUUUAUCAGUACGCUCUUCUCAACCUUGCCAUCCUCCAAGCCGACUUUGGCUGCCAUGGGGAAGCUGUCUCUGCCAUGCAAGAGGCCAUUUCGAUUGCCCGAGAGACCCAUGAUAUGAGCUGCCUCAAUUUCUGCAUGAGCUGGGUCUACCACUUCGGGAAAGCCUUCCCAGAUGAAAUGAGAGAUGUGCAGAAUACGAGGAUGCUCGGGAGUGAGAAGGAAACGCUGGCAUUUCUCCAAGCAAAGUCUAAAGAGAUAGAUAUGUGGAGUCUGAUGGGUACUUCGAUGCUCAGUGAAGCUAAGUUGGAGUUACAGCAUGGCGAGAGCGUGGCGUCGGCGUUUGAACACAUCGUCAAGGCCUCGUUUCUCAUAGUGAAUAAGGGAGCGCGCCAGCCAAUUGGGCCACAGCUUAUGUUACAAGCAUCAGUAUAUGUCAGAAUAGGGCUUGCGCAUCUUGCCUGGUCGAAUUGCGAGAUCUUUCGGGAAUGUUAUGCAAAGCAAGCUCCCUUCGACGAUAAUUUUAGGGCGACCUGUCGCAGUAGUCUGCUGUUGGCUACGAAAGGAAGCUAUUUUAAAUCGAUGGCCCGGUUAAAUGAGGUGCCUUCUGAUGCGCUUAAUGUUCUGAAAUACCAGCAGCAUUGGGCCUUUUUUUGUGGACUUUUGAAGUUGCAAAGACAGCUACAUAGGGAUGAUAAGUUGGCAGUAGAAGAGCUCAUACCGCAACUCCAUGCGUGCGCACCCCCAGAUAUAGAACUAGCCAUGACGCUGUCCUUCCUGGAGGUUGAUUUCCAGAUGCGGAAAGGCAACUACGCAGCCGCGCUUAAAAUAAUCGAAGAAAUCGCCCAAUCCAUACGACAGGAGAAUUUCGAUGUCGCCACCCAGGUCAAACUCCUGGUUGCCAAAGCAAGAGUCUUCGACCAGACCCACCAACCAGAACGGGGAUUCUCGUUGGCGAUGAGAGCAGCCCAUAUCGCCUAUCAGUCCCGAUAUCUCCCGGGCCUAUGGGAGGCUAUCGGCGUGCUCUCCGUCAUCCUGAUGACGUUCAAAGAAUUCGAGGCCGCUCUUGAGAUCCUGGAUAGCAUUGUCCCACAAGUUCUCGAAUGCGAAGACUCCUAUCUCGCCGCACGUACAUAUGCACUGCUAGCUGAUGCCAGCAUGGGACUGGCGGGCCAGGCGCAGCGGGACAAAGUGCGACAGAAGGAGCACAUGGCGCGUGCGGUGGAGUUUAUCGACUGUGCAUUUGGGGAGUUUUCGAACAUGGAGGAUGUGCAGGGCCAAUGCGAGAUGAUGGCGAAGAAAGCGACGGUGAUGCGUCUCUCUGGAGAUCGGGUGUUGGCGAAUGACUACGCGGCUAAGUAUUUGGAUUUGAGGAGACAGGCGGUGGAGGGAUAG